AUGAAUGUGCUUAAAAACUAUCUUGUUUCACUAGCAAAAGGUAAUCAGUCAUUAACUGCGCCAAACACGUCAACAAACACAAACGGGAAAUCCGUUUUAUCCGGUAUUAAAAAAGAUAUUGUCGAAACACUUCGAAAAGUGGUAGAGGUCAUUACAAAAUACGCUGGUGCGUCACUUCCUGUGCAAGCAAGACAGACUGUGCGAGGUUUUAUAUUAAAUCUACCUGGACGAUGGGCAACUUUAAAUGAUAUUCGAUCCACUACCACAUCGCCUGCAGGCUCACCCAUGCUAGGUCCUCGAAAGGUGUCAAUGGAUGCUAAACAAGAUGAAGCUGCCAUUCGAUUACUAUCGUUCGGACAAGAAUCAGUAGAAAUGUUACAGUCUGUCUCGACCGUGUUUUCAGAUACAGUAGAUAGAGCAGAGUUAUGGAUUGACCGCUUAAAAAUGGUGCCUGGUAUGAACAAGACAUCCAAUAACGAUCCAAUGACACUAAACGGUGAAAGUGUUCGAUUACCACCUAUUCGUACUCUAGAUAUUCCCAAUCAUCACAAUUCAUACGACCAACAACAAAAAUUAAAACUUGAUCGUUAA
Mucor mucedo is the source of this 591-nucleotide messenger RNA. Its product is annotated as transcription factor Opi1-domain-containing protein. The record is from RefSeq and is a predicted model, not a curated record. NCBI's taxonomy places the organism in Eukaryota, Fungi, Mucoromycota, Mucoromycetes, Mucorales, Mucoraceae. Bases 1 to 591 code for a protein of 196 amino acids. The transcript has 2 exons. Gene Ontology annotation, cellular component: endoplasmic reticulum; nucleus. Gene Ontology annotation, biological process: regulation of transcription by RNA polymerase II; endoplasmic reticulum unfolded protein response; phospholipid biosynthetic process. Gene Ontology annotation, molecular function: transcription corepressor activity.